Molecule: messenger RNA, 7652 nt
Organism: Osmia lignaria (orchard mason bee)
Lineage: Eukaryota; Metazoa; Arthropoda; Insecta; Hymenoptera; Megachilidae
Product: MAP kinase-interacting serine/threonine-protein kinase 1
Biological process (GO): protein phosphorylation
Molecular function (GO): protein kinase activity; ATP binding
Source: RefSeq, a predicted model, not a curated record
CGAGUGUUUAAUUCGAAGAUUCAAACGGUCAACACCUUUACCUCGAAAUUUUCGUAAAAACGAAUGCUACUGUUACCGGCAAAGCGGUAUCAAACGUACAAGAGCGAUCAGUGACUCUCACGCAUCGCCAAUUACGUUCGAAGCAGAGUUCGGAUUGAAAAGAAAAAUACUUUCGAAUUAUCGAUAGCUCGCGUUUCGAUAUCGAUAAUUACCGACCUUUGUCCGGUGGCGACGAAAUUCGAUGUUAUUUAAUCGUGCAACCCUGGUUCCGAAUCACGUCGGAAACAUAAUAUUUGUAAGUCGUAUAAAACUUGCAUCAUACGAUUCGGUAAUAUCGUCGCUGCGUGCAUCAUCGUAGGCCGCCUCGUGUCGAGAACCGCUGACUUGGGACUACGUGACGCGGCGCGGUUUCAGAGGGCGUCAACAAAGUCGCCCGAUUCUACGUAGAAGCAACGGAAAGGCGGGAGGGUAGCAGAAGGAGCCGCGGUUAGAUAGGGGGGUGGGGAGUUGUCGAUUCGCUGACAAACGGGCGAUGCAGAAGAGUGGUGGGGCUGUUAGUAAGCGGAGCGGCCAUUUUGCGAGGUUCAGUCGGAAACCAACUGCCGAUGAAAGCAGUGAGGGAAGGUGAACGAGAAGACCCGAUGUGUUAGCCGAAGGAUUUUUAAUGCGUUUCCGAGCCCGGUUACCGCUACGUGUGAGAGGCUGUGCGACACCGACAACGGAACAGCGACCAUCCAGAGAUUUUCACGUACGGAGAGACUCCGGUUUAUCCGGCGGAAAGUCUCAUAGUAGAAGAGGAUACGAGGUAGCGGAGAUAGACGAAUUAUCGUCUGCGGAGAGUUUGAGAAAUCUAGGAGUCGUGCAGGGAUACGAAUUCUCGUGAGAGAAGUUUGUUCGCUGCUAACAUCGUUGGAUCGAAGGUGAAACGAAGACCAGCGGGAGGUCGAGAUAUUUUCCGGUGACAUCGUUUCCUGAAGCGAGCUAACAAACGGACGGGUGGAGAAAAAAAAGAACGAAAGGAAGAGAGUGCAGUGUCAUAGUCUGUGAUAGUAUUUAUUCAAAAAGAAGAUCCAAGCUGCGACGCGAUCCUCUGUUGUACCCAUGCAACAUCAUUCGUCGAUUUGGAUAAACCGCGAGAACUAGAGAAUGAGAGAGGAGUAGAUAGCCUUUAUAUAUUUAUUUAUAUCUGUGAUACCGACACUGAUAUACAUCGAACUAUCCCGGGAGGUACGCGUCGGUAGAGAGAAAAUUAACGGACGAGAUCGAGUGAAAUUGAAAGAAUCGAAGAGAAGGCGAGAAAAUAGUUACGUAUCGGGAAAAGACAAACUUGGGAGAUCGAGAUUGCGGGACAAGAAGAUUAUAUCAGUAUCUUAGUGGAUAUAGAUGUUUCUGUAAAUACGACUGACUCUUUUUUACAAUUAUUGAUAAACGGAGUACCGGGAGCGUUUCAUCGUUGUUCGUUAAACGAGAAGUGACCGGAGGUGAGGAAGAAAGUCAGAAAAUAAAAGAAGGAGUUUCGUUUUGAGGAAAAAAACCUCUUUUUUUCACUGUUCUUUGAACGUUGAAGAAACAACGUUGUCGCGUGCGAAAAUGGUGGAGAAAAUCCUGGAAGAACGAGAGGACGGAUGUCAGGAGGUUGGAAGAGAAGAUGCAACUUGCAGAGAAACCGUGAGUACGACGACGGGAGAAUCCAUGAGCGCUGUGCAAGCUCGACAAGAAGAAGCUAGGCGUAAAAGACGCAGGAAGAAGCGCUCUGGUUCAUCCUUGAUGUCUUCUUGUUUCCAAGAACUGUACAGAUUGACCGGCGAAGUUCUUGGAGAAGGUGCUUACGCCUCGGUUCAGACUUGUAGAUCGCUUUAUACCGACUUGGAGUAUGCCGUUAAAAUUAUCGACAAAAUUCCCGGUCAUGCACGGGCUCGGGUAUUCAAAGAGGUCGAGACGUUCCAUCAUUGUCAGGGCCAUCCUAACAUCAUCCAGUUGAUCGAGUUCUUCGAAGACGAAGAGAAAUUUUAUCUCGUAUUCGAGAAAAUUAACGGCGGUCAGUUGUUGAGCCGAAUCCAAGAGAGGAUUCAUUUCAGCGAACGGGAAGCGAGUCAGAUAGUCAGAGAGAUCGCUAGCGCGCUAAAUUUUCUUCACAAAAAAGGAAUUGCCCACCGAGAUUUGAAACCCGAGAACAUCUUGUGCGUGUAUCCGGACAAAUUGACUCCUAUCAAAGUAUGCGAUUUCGAUCUUGGUUCCGGCAUCAAAUUCAACAACUCGCUGUCCAGCCCUGUCGCAACGCCGCAACUUUUGACCCCGGUGGGCAGUGCCGAUUUCAUGGCGCCGGAAGUCGUGGAAGCGUUCAUCGGGGAAGCGAAUUAUUACGACAAGCGUUGCGAUCUGUGGAGCCUCGGCGUAAUCAUGUACAUUCUUCUUUGCGGUUAUCCGCCUUUCUAUGGGAACUGCGGUUCCGACUGCGGCUGGGAGAGAGGAGAAAACUGUCAGGCUUGCCAGGAGCUGCUGUUCACCAGUAUUCAAGAGGGCAGGUACGAAUUCCCUGAUAACGAAUGGAGAUGCAUUUCGGAGGACGCGAAGGAUUUGAUCAGAGGACUUCUGGUCAAAGAAGCCCACCAAAGGUUGAGUGCCGAAAGUAUUCUAAAACAUUCGUGGAUCAAUCCUGGCCCUAGCUCGGUCGAGAACACCGAGAAAUCUCUUACGACUCCUCAUAUAAUCAGGAGGAACAAUUCCGCCAGAGAACUGUCUGCUUUCGCGGAAUCGGCUAUGGCUGUGAAUCGCGUGGUACUUCAACAUUUCUCCGUGAAUCUGGACGAGCUGGCGGAGAAAAGGGAGCCAAGAUUGUCCACUUCGUCUACGGACGACGAUAAUCAUCCUUACGGGCACAUGUCCGAUUCGAGUAGCGAACUGUCCGAGCACAGUAAGAAUUGCAUCACUCAUUCCUCGAACGAGUUCGAAACGAACUCGCGUCGAAAGUCUAGCUCGGUUCGUUCGAGCACCGAUCUGUCCGAUUUGAAGACUAUCGGUAAGAAUCGGCUGAUCGGUAAAGAGUCGUCGAUCCAACAACUGUUUGGCCUGUCACCGCCUAGCGAGAGUCGUUUGAUGCAGCGUCGUUUAAAGGCGCGUUCCGAUCUGCUCGAACGUCAAUCGAACAAAGCGGUUAUCGCAUCACCGAGUGGCUGAAAUGGCUUUCGACGAGUGUGCGACGAAAAGGAAGAUCCUCCUUUCUUGGUAGCGUGCGCGUUAUUCAUUCGUAUUUACACGUCUACGUUGUACGGAAUUCGAAGGAAGCAUGUACGGUAAUGCGUUAUCUAUCGUCGAUAUUCGCGGAACGUUGUAACAACGAUAAUGUAUUAAGCGGAUCCUACGGGACGAUUGGUUGAACGAAUUUGCACGACAAUUGGCGGCUAACUCGACCAGCACCGUUCACAUUGACAACAACACCAACACUACAGUUGACGAUUGACAAAUUGAUCAUUGGACGUGUUUCUCUUUUUGCAUUUUAUGGAAUUAGAAGAGAAAUAGAGAGAGAGAGAAAGUAUUAUCGUAACGCCUAACGUUCUGUUUCUGUUCGAUGUUCGUUUCAAUUUCAAUGCUGUUUUUCCUUUUUCUUUUCAGACACACGCGCUGCUCUGUUCGAUCGAGUUCGCGUAAACGUGCCUGCGAUUUCAUUUCAUUAUCAUUUAUCGUGUCGCGUUGCGUUACACUCGUUAAAUAAUAUGAACGAACAUAUGACACACGCUUAUCGUCGUCGUUAUAUAAAUCUGAAAACAAACGAACAUUUACACGGACUGAAAUUCCGAUUAUAAUUCUCAGUUGUCCCUGACACGAUACGAAACCUGGUUAUGCGUGAAUUCCAUUGGUAAUCAGUUGGAAACUUAAAUUAGCGCGUAAUAUUACAAAUAAUGUGUCGUAAUUUACGGUAGAUGAAUCUUUCUGUCCUUUCGCUGUAAUAGUACGUAGAGAGAUAAAAAAGUGAGAUGCUUAUGUGCUCGUUCAUAUGUAUUUAGCAAAAUGUAUGUGUGGACUUAGUUUUAUUCGUGUAGGGUUGAACAAAAAUCAGUCUUUACUUUUCUUUCAAUUUUCAUUUCGUAGAAUGUUAAAAACAGAUAUCUCUUUGCACGUUGACGAAAGACAAGCAGAACGUUAAUUGAAACGAGUUUCUCUUCCUUCCUGUUAAUCUAUUUUUCGUUCGGGAAAACGAUCAACCGACCAGUCGGUCGUUCUCCCUAACUUAAAAUAGGCGAAUAGAGCGCUAACGAGAAAAAAAAAUAAAAUGGGAGGAGAGUAUAGAGCAUACGAGUCUCUUGGUGCAUGUUACGAAUAGUUUUGCUCAGUAGGUUUCUAAGAAUGUAAUAGAGUGUAAGUUCGAAAAUGUCGCAAGUUAAGGUAUCCAAGAAAGGAAAUGCGGUUCUAUCGAGAGAGGGAAAAAGAGGGCGAACGAUACACGACGGCCAUUUCUUCUUCUUUUUUUUUCUUCUUUUUGUUUCUUUUUGUAAAUGUCUCUUAACAGUAACUUUGUAGAGAGUUUUAGCAUGUAAGGAAAAACAAAUUAGUUUAACAAAAACGAUAAAAAAAAAAAAAAUGAAAAAAAUACAGAAAAAAUUGUACCUGCGUCGUAAGUAAAUAAGGGAGAGGAAAGAAAGGGGCGAGCGAGUAAAAAAACGAGAGAAAGAGAGAGAGAACGAGAAAGAGAGCGCGAGAGAGAAAAAUAUUGAGAGCGGUCAAAAGAACAAGGAACACGCGCGUUAACGGGAAAAAGAAAAAUUUUCCUCGGCGAAUCUAGAUUACAUAGAAUCAUCCGUUAAUUGCUGUUACGUAUUUUUGUAGAGUUUUAUCGAUAAAAUGUCAUUUUAUCGCGUCUGCCCACCAAACAGUAGUAGCAAUCGAUUUUUAUUAUUAUUCGAUUCGCUUUAUCUUUUUCUUUUUUUUUUUUUUCUUCCUCUAUCGUUUCCUUGGCCUAAUCGUGUGCGAAUCUCUGGCAUCGUCCUAAUGUACACCCGAUCGAGUUACAUAUAUGCAAAUUGCUAUUCGGUUUCCUUUGUUACGAAAUACAAAGCCGUCAAGGUUUUAAAUUCCGACCAAGUUGGAAAAUUGGUUUUACUUUUUUUUCUUCUUUUCUUGUUCCUUUUCUUCUUCAUUUAUACCCCUUCGGUGUAAAAUAGUAUUUUGGUACAACGAACCAAAGAGCGUGGACGGUAAUCACCGUCCCGCAGCUUUUAUAUGAUUUUCAAAAUCUCUUUUCUUCUCCAUACCUAGUUUGAAUACUAUUUUUUCUGUAUUUAUUUGGUUUGCCUGCUGGCACGGUGGGACAGACAUCUUACUCAGGGCAGUUUACAUUGAGCUGCGCAAGUUUGUUAACGAAUUACACACUAUUUACUAUUCGCGUUCGAAGAAAACUAUCGAGAAAAAAAAAGAGCUUAUUAAUGUGUCUACGCGCGUUCAAAGUCCAUUCAGGGUUAAAGGUUAAUCGUUAUAUAUUAACAAAUUGUUCUUCCUUCUUACCGUUUAACCCUGGAAAAAAGAAGCGUUGUACAACAGGUUUACACACGACACGGCACAGGAUGUCGCGUACCUGGUGUUACAAGCGUCAUCUGUUACCAUCGUUUCGAAUAGUUGAAAAUAAUCGAUUUUUCUGCUUGUAACAUUAAUUAGACGACACCCUGUGUUUAUUGUAUACGCCCCGAUAACAGAAAGUCGACGCAUCGUUAAAAACUUUCCUCGAGGAUGUUCUCUCCAAAGUACAGACAUGAUUUAUUAUUUUCUUCUUUAAAUCGGUAUCGAGUUUGAGACGGUAAACGCGAUGUCGAUGAUUAAAAAAUAAGAAACAUCUUUGGUUACCACAAAAAAUUCGUCCAAGUGAAAAUGAAAUUCGAAAGAAGAUAGAUUGUAUUUCUACGAAUGCGUCGACGAAGAGAAUCAUGUGAAAAAUACGCGUCAAAAUACGUGGCUUACGACGUAGAGACGAAAAAAAGCGUUACAUUAAUUACACACAGAUACACGUACACGUUGCGAUCCUUUGAUCGUGGGAGAAGAAGAUGUUGAGGAGACACAAUAAUCAGGUAGAACUCUGUUUAUUCGAAUACGAAAUAGAGGAGCAAGCUCCUGGCAAUGAGGGAAUUUAAAUAUGAAAAUUUUAUCAUUUUGUUGUAGAGUUUACGCAAGUGUUUGCAUAAGUGGAGCAGCCAUUCGAGAUCUGGGGAAGUUGGCGAACAGAGUUCUACCUCGCGAUUCCUGGCCUCUUUCGUAAGACCAAAGAUACGAUAACGAUGUAAAGCAAAGAAAAGUGUAAAAAAAAAAAAAAAAAAGAGCGGUAAAAGGCUUUUCGCGUGAUCGUAUCUUUCGAUUUUGCGUCUGUUCGCUUCUUGCCAUACGUUUAUCGAAAUUUAUCUUUCCUUUCUAGUUUUCUUCUUUUUUUCGAUCGAUUGAAUUUUUAUCGAUGCAUUUCUUCAUCACUCAGAGUUGUUUUCUUACCUUUUAAUUACACUAGCGUGUGGCGUGAUGAAUGUCGGUACACAGUAAUUUCAUAGGAAAAAGUUUAAUGCAUUUUCGACCGGUAUCAUCCUUCGUAGAGUCUACGGAAAGUGUGAAUGUGGAAGAGAGGUGCUUUCUUUAAUUUCCCCGUUUUCUUCAACUACAAUUCGGAAUGCGUCGCGUCGUUGACACCAAAUCGAAUGUCUGUAUGCGUGCGUGUGUGUGUGUGUGAAACGUUGACAACUCGAGUGUGAAGCAACUCCUCUUUCUCGAGGGAACAUUUUAAACGCGAGAAAAGAAUUCGUUUAGCAAAAGGGCAGCGAGAAAUCCGUGUUUCUUGGAGAAAAGCCAGAACGAAAUGGAAAAUCCACGGCCAUAAUACGUAGAUUUAUAAACUAUUAUUACGAGUGUGUGUAGAUCGCGUGUAAGAACAGAAAAAUUAAGUCUGCUAGGAAGUGUGUGGAUACAGGAUGUUACGUACGACGUGGAGGAUCGUCAAAGAACAGGAAGGCUAUGAAAAAGUCUCUCUUGCAUCCAGUGAUGUGUAACCCUCGUUUGGUAAUUUUAAUUCUUCAUUUUUAAUUUUUAAUUAAUUUUUAAUUUUAUCUUUCAGUUUAAGGGUGUUAAAUUUACAGUGUCGGUCAUCUUCGUGGCGGUGAAAGUAUUAACUUUCUUCUAUAUCAGCUCGGUUUAUUUUUCAGAAAUAGCAAAAUAGAAAAUGGGCCAUAACUUGGGAGCAAGAUCGAACAGAAUGAACUCCACGUGUUACGGAACACCUUGUAUAAAUUUAUGCGUGUUCGAGUGCUCGAACGAGACAACAAUAUUAGUGUUUAAGCAAAAAAUUAGAAAACAUCUUUGAAAUUUGUAAGAUCACGAGCCGAGUAUCGGUGCGCUGUACAUCCACGACCCUUUAGUCGUCGUUCAAAAAGUUUGCCGAAAAUCUACAGUUUUUCAAUUUUAAACGUGGGCGUGAAAACAAUUGUUAAAGCCCGUACAGCCAAACGAUAUCGUUCGUAAAUUUAUUCUGUUUCGAUUGGGAAACGAGAAACGGUUUAUUGCAUGCGACAACGACCGAUAGAAACAGCAUUUUCGUUGUUACGUUUUUCAUUUUUCGUCAGAGAAAAACUCAAAAACACAAAAAAAAGAAAAAAAAAUAUGAAAAACAUCGCCAAAAAAAAAAAAAA